This is a messenger RNA of Acromyrmex echinatior (Panamanian leafcutter ant), 435 nucleotides long. RefSeq names its product oligosaccharyltransferase subunit 5 kud (gene kud). Gene Ontology annotation, cellular component: oligosaccharyltransferase complex. NCBI's taxonomy places the organism in Eukaryota, Metazoa, Arthropoda, Insecta, Hymenoptera, Formicidae. The record is from RefSeq and is a predicted model, not a curated record.
UAAAUGACGCGAACGCGGGACGAUGCACGACGAUAGUACGAUGUACAAUGAUACCAGAACCAACGAGAGAAUCAAGUGCGAUCAAGUACGGUUGGACGUGCAGUUGAACGUGAUAUCCACCACCGGACGCUCUCCAGCGCGAACAGGCGCUCAAGCGUGGAACACGACGUACGGAGAAGGUCGAGAACGGAGAAGCGCGGAGACUCUUUCCUUCUUUCACCCAGCUCGGCCUUUCUUCUCCAAAAGUCCGAAACCGUUAAACUGCACUCUGCUGCACUUUCGUUAUUUAAAAUGGAACACCGGAGAGAGAAAUAUUGAUGAAGAAGAUAUCCGCGUAUUUCGUAUUUUUAUAUUGAAAUGAAAAAAAAUGCAGCGCAAAGUGUAAUUGUAACGGUUGAAUGGCCGUUUUAUCGACUGAGACAAUAAAAAAAAAAA